Scedosporium apiospermum is the source of this 240-nucleotide messenger RNA. RefSeq lists its product as uncharacterized. The coding region runs from base 1 to 240 and encodes 79 amino acids. Gene Ontology annotation, cellular component: mitochondrion. Gene Ontology annotation, biological process: mitochondrial respiratory chain complex II assembly. The record is from RefSeq and is a predicted model, not a curated record. The transcript is spliced from 2 exons. NCBI's taxonomy places the organism in Eukaryota, Fungi, Ascomycota, Sordariomycetes, Microascales, Microascaceae.
AUGGGAUAUUCCGGUCUCCAGAGGGAAGUCCUCUCUCUCUACAGGCAGUGCCUCCGUGCCUGCCGCGCCAAACCAGCCGACGCGAGACCGGGCUUCAAGGCGUUUGCGAGAGAGUCAUUCGAGAAGAACCUGGGGAUGAGUAAGCGGGAUUUCGGGCUGAUUGAGUAUCAGCUGAGGAAGGGGAAGAGGCAGUUGGAGCUUUAUUCGAGGCCGGAGAUUCGGAAGAUUGGGGUGCAAUAG